Messenger RNA from Betta splendens (Siamese fighting fish), 2592 nucleotides. It is a transcript of the gene chodl, whose product is annotated as chondrolectin. The coding region runs from base 302 to 1192 and encodes 296 amino acids. The record is from RefSeq and is a predicted model, not a curated record. Gene Ontology annotation, biological process: positive regulation of axonogenesis. The transcript is spliced from 8 exons. NCBI's taxonomy places the organism in Eukaryota, Metazoa, Chordata, Actinopteri, Anabantiformes, Osphronemidae. Gene Ontology annotation, cellular component: cytoplasm.
UCAGAAGGACGGUGUUUUAUCUAUUGAUCAGCUACAUGCUGGGAACCAACCGGCUCCUCAUGCCUCUAAGUGAAUUAAAGUGAGUGUGUACGGCCCCCCAGGGCUUAAUGAAAGAGGAGGUUACAUCUGGGGCUCUGUGGGCAGGAUCAAUGAGGGAGGGGGAGGAGAGAGAGACAGCAGCACAGAAACACUUUCUCAGAGAGAAAUACCGACGACUGCAGGAAACAUGGAGCUGUGGGACCUUUUCUAAAAAAAGAAACAAGGUUAAACUUCAGCUGAAUUUCUUAUACUUACUGGCACAAUGGAGAGAGGGAUGAUGCUCGGGAUCGUCAUGGCGACGGCACUGGCCCGGUUGAAUGGAGCUCGAGUGGUCAGCGGUCAAAUGGUGUGUUUGGAUGAUCCACUGCGUCCCUGCUAUAAGAUCGCAUAUUUCCACGACAUCUCAAGUCGUGUUGCGUUCAGGGAAGCGCAUCAGGCUUGCAAAGUGGAUGGAGGGUCUCUGCUCAGCAUCGAGAGCCCGGCCGAGCAGAGGGACAUGGAGCAUCUGCUGCAGAAGCUGCGUUCAGGAGCCGUGGGUGGAGCAGAAACAGGUGGAGGCAUUGCAGACGGGGAUUUCUGGAUCGGUCUCACCCGAGUGGACGGAGCGGAUCAAGCUCACCCUGAACAAAGCAACACCUUUAUUUCCUGCCCACAGCUGUACCACUGGACGGACGGCAGCCCCGCCCUCUUCAGGAACUGGUAUACUGACGAGCCGUCCUGUGGAGGAGAAGCCUGCGUCGUCAUGUACCAUCAGCCCACGGCACCAACGGGUAUGGGCGGUCCUUAUCUGUACCAGUGGAACGAUGACCGCUGCAACAUGAAACACAACUUCAUCUGCAAAUACCAGCCAGAGAGCUACCUUGCGAAGAAACAGGGUGACACACCUGCAGGACGGGGCACAGUGACCACGACAGGUGGAGGUGUGGUCACGCAUCCUGCAGACAGAGCAGACGUCACCAUGACAGGAGCUUCAGGCAUGUUACUGGUCUAUGUGAUCAUUCCCACAAUCCCCCUGCUGCUGCUCAUCCUCGUGGCCUCUGGAACAUGUUGCUUUCAGAUGCUCAGUCAGAGUCGACCCCGCACCAAGACGGCUGUUGACCAAUCAAAUCUAUGGAUUACCUGUGCGCCAAAACCUGACAGCAUGGAUGUAUAAACCCCCACCAUGUGACAUCAUGGCAGAGGAAUCACGAUCAACUGAUGGACAGGAAUGACAUAAACAGAUGGACAAUGAUGUCAUUUAGCUUCUAUUCAAUUUUCACACGAUCUUCCUUCCAUCGAGGGUUUUUGUUUAAACAUCACUAAUCUUUGACUCCUUUCCUUACUUUUAUCCUUCCAUUCACCUGUUUGUAUGAUCGCUCUGUGCUCACCUGCUGAACCAACUGUGUUUCCUGUGGCCGUCAUGUUCCAGCCUGUCACUUUAAUUAACCGUGUUGAGUUAAUGAGAUGGAGUGAGCUGCAGCUGAGAGAAAAUGAAGUAUCCCACUGGGAGGAGUCACUUUUAGGAGUGUGUUUGAUUUUAGAGUCAUCUGAUGGAUCAGCUGCACAAUGGGUGGGGUGGGUUUAAUUGCAACAAGGCGAGGGUGUUUAGGUUUAAUUCGAUUUGCUGCUUCAGCAGAAUCAUGUUAACAUCGUGAAGUGAGUUUGUUCUGGUUCUGAGUCACAUUGAGAAGUAUCUAUUGUUAAAGUAAAAAAAAAAAAUUAAAUAUGUACAAAUUUGAUUCAGUUCCUGCUGCUCGUCACGUUGAUCCAGAGUUUUAACAAGUGUUAAAACAAUGUUACAGCUGUGAAACAUUCAAAUGUCUGAAUUUAAACAAAUCACUGUUAUAUUUACUGCUUUUACCUUUUAUUUACAGCAAUGAAUCCCAACUUUGAGAACGUUUUCUCACCUUAACUGUCAUCAGUGGUGCCGUCGGCGAGCUUAAUAAGUCACAGUCAGGUGAGUGGAAACAACCCAAGAGCGGCGAUAGCAGAAAUACUACAGUGCCUGGGAGAUCCAGCUACUGACGGAUCCGUAUCCUGGUAAAAAAUAUCAGUAAGACAAAACCGUAGCAAGAUUAAAAGAAUCAGGUGACAGCUGUGCAGCUUCGGGACCGGUCCAGCAGCACCACGUUCACUUCUGCCAGUUCUAUAUAGUGAAAACCAUUAGUAUGACCAAGUGUUAGCCACAUCUUUGAAAAGAUCCAUUCCCUUUUUGACCGAAAGAUUGUGUUCUAAUGUUCUAAUGAAAAAAGAUAAAACAGUCACAUUAACUACAGCAAAAUUAAUGUUUUGUUGUGUAAUUGUUUAAUAAAUGUAGCGACAUUAAGAGAUUCCAGUUCAAAGCUCCAGUUUUGUGAAACAUGAGCUUGAGCCCAGAUCACUGGAGCAGGAAGAUUAAAGCUCUUUGAUGUGUAAAGUUUCAUUUUCAACUGGUAAAAUCCCUCAAUCAAUUAAUGUUUCCUCAUCAAAACUGUUUCAUGGUAAAGUUUGUGAAGUAGUUCUUGGUUUCUGUCUAGCAGACAAACCUCCACACACACUUUCGUCGUGUCAUGAAUAAACUUCCUUCACUACAGA